Messenger RNA from Etheostoma spectabile (orangethroat darter), 2206 nucleotides. It is a transcript of the gene evx1, whose product is annotated as even-skipped homeobox 1. Gene Ontology annotation, molecular function: DNA-binding transcription factor activity, RNA polymerase II-specific; RNA polymerase II cis-regulatory region sequence-specific DNA binding. Bases 223 to 1350 code for a protein of 375 amino acids. Gene Ontology annotation, biological process: regulation of transcription by RNA polymerase II. Gene Ontology annotation, cellular component: nucleus. The record is from RefSeq and is a predicted model, not a curated record. The transcript is spliced from 3 exons. NCBI's taxonomy places the organism in Eukaryota, Metazoa, Chordata, Actinopteri, Perciformes, Percidae.
GCUCCCUCUGCGCACUCUGGAGCGCUCUUCUCUUAGGGUCAGACCGGAUUGCAUCCCCUCUUUUCCAGAAGCCUCUCCUUCUCCUUGGGACUCAACCCCCACCCCCCUCACCCACCUCCACAUCAUUACACACACACACCCCAUCCAACCUGAAAAUCAUCGCCUUGGUUUUGACGGCUUGCACUCUCCCGCGAAGUCGAGGUUUUUUAAGUCGUGCUUGUGAUGGAAAGCAGAGAGGAGAUGGUGAUGCUGGCGGAGGGAAGUCAGCUUGGCAAGAGCGGCUCUAAUUUGUCGGGAGUCGUCGGGAGCCCCGUGCGAGAACCGCAGGGGAAGCAAGGCCACAGAAGCUGUCUGAGCCCCGGCGCUGCGCCGUACUCCCGGGACAGAGCGGAGGUGGUGAUGGAAGAGAGCGCACGGAGGAAUAUGUGCGCCGAUAUGAGGCCAGUUGGCACGUCUUCCUCCGGAGAGAGACACCAACGUGAUCAUCCCCACAAAGACGGCAGCAGCUCUGACACAGAGUCGGACUUCUACGAGGAAAUUGAUGUCAGCUGCACGCCUGAAAGCAUGGACUACCCAACAGCUAAAGGUCGAAAUGGGGAUUCUCCGGGUCACCCGAGUGAGACUGGUGCUGACCCGUGUAACAUGGUCCCGGGUCCUGGUUCCCUGUCCUAUGCAGCGGAUCAGAUUCGCCGGUACCGGACAGCGUUCACCCGGGAGCAAAUCGCACGGCUGGAGAAGGAAUUUUACCGGGAGAACUACGUGUCUAGGCCACGGAGAUGCGAACUGGCGGCCGCCUUAAAUCUACCUGAAACCACAAUCAAGGUGUGGUUUCAGAAUCGCAGGAUGAAAGACAAGCGCCAGCGUCUGGCCAUGACGUGGCCUCACCCCGCCGACCCGGCCUUCUACACCUACAUGAUGAGCCACGCGGCAGCCACGGGGAACCUGCCCUACCCCUUUCCAUCCCACCUGCCGCUACCUUACUACUCCCAUCUGGGUGUCGGAGCUGGCGCGGCUCCGGCUGCCACCCCUUUCUCCAACCCCCUGCGCUCCCUUGACAGUUUCCGGAUGCUGUCUCACCCCUACCAGAGGCCGGACCUCCUGUGCGCCUUCAGACACCCCUCCCUGUACCCGGGUCCAACCCACGGCCUCGGUCCCGGAGGAAGCCCCUGCUCCUGUCUGGCCUGUCACUCAAGUCAAUCCAACGGUAUCUCCACCAGGCCAUCGGGUUCGGACUUCGCUUGCUCCCCAACUAGCAGGACUGACGCUUUUGUCACUUUCACGCCUUCAGUGCUCAGCAAAUCCUCAUCUGUGACAAUAGACCAGAGGGAAGAAGUGCCUCUGACCAGAUAAAACCAAAACAAACCCGCUCUUGUUCUAUAUUGCCUUUACCAUAAGCUUUUUAACCUAACAUAUUAUAUGAUCAGGACUAAACAGCAUGAAGAGAUAGUCUGUAAGCAGUGACAGCCAGUUUAACUUUGGGCAAGAUACCUAGCCAGAUCUUCAGCUGACGCACAACGGAUCUCUAAUUACUGAAAAAUAAUAAUCGUAUUGCUGAAAUAGGAGGGCAUGGACACAAAACCAGAUUUUUUUUUUUUUUUAUAAGAUUCAUUUGAUGUGAGAGAGAGGGGGAUCCAGAGAAACGUUUAAUUCUCCGUGAUGGAUUGCGUUACGGUUUUUAUCAUUACAUUUCGUCUCUUUACGCGCUCGCAUCGACCUACAUGUAUUGUUAGUCACGCGAGAAUGAUGCUUUCCAUCUCUCUUUUUAACAAGGGGAUUUGACUGCGGCUCAUUAUAAAGAAGCUCUCCACAACGGGCCGGGCCGAAAUGUGCAGAUGCUAGGGAAAUUAGUAAGUGAUGUAUAUGUACGACCCGGUGAAUUUUGAGUGUUGAAUUAAUGAUAAUACCAGGAAGAGAUCGUUACUGCCAAAAGGUAACAAGGCGCCGGGGGAACGGAUUACUACAGCCAUCACGGUUUGACAAGGGGGAAAGAGAAGAAGGAGGACCCAGAAGAGGAUGGAGAGAGACGGAGAGAGGACAAUCAAAAUGAAUGAUAAAAAUAAUAAUAAUAGUGAACAUUUUUAGGCCAUUAAACAUUCUUACAGUUAAGGAUUGAAGAGCAAGAUCUUAUAGUUAAUGAAAAUGUGAUUAAUAUAUGCCUAUAGGCCUCUUUUUAAAUAUUUUGUCUUGCCUUGCACUGCUACAGUGG